CUAAAGUACUGUGAUAGUAUUAGUUUUAAAAAAGUUAGUAACAGUACCUCUUUCUUGCUGGAUAAAUAACUGGCUCACAUACUUCAAGAUCAUACCUACUUAUCGCACGCAUGUCUACCAUAUCUACAGAACCAGUAGGAAGUGCCAUGUGACUUUUUGUGAAACGUAAAGUUCUUUGUUUUAUCCUGGACAAUGCAGUUACCUGAGGGGUAUUUUAUAUGCAGAUGUGAACUGUCAAACAGUAGAUUUUCAAAGCUGGUUGAAGGAGGUGAGUGUGAAAUUCAGUCAGUUGAAUGAUGAACAACGUAACCAGACUGUUGACCAUAUCAUAAAACUCAGUGGAACUACACAACUUCAUCUUCUUUACAAUCGUCUUGAACAGUUGGUCUGUCUUGACUUUUUAAAAUUGUUGCCACCAGAAUUGCGAGAACAACUAUUGUUGUAUCUUGAUCCAAAAACUUUGAUGGUUUGUUGUUGCAUUAGUCGGCUAUGGUAUCAUGUAAUUAGUUCUUCUGUCAAAAUUUGGCAAAAUGCAUGUAGGAGAUAUGGCUUUCAAAUCAACAGAGACUUUCUUAGCUCAGAUGGACCAUAUUGGAAGCGUUUCUUUAUUGACAUGAAUUAUAGAAGAGUUCAACUGAGGAAAGGUCUGUGCUUUGAUCACCAUGUGUAUGAUCGUCAUCUCCGAAAGGUUACUGCUGUGUAUUAUGCUAAUGGGAAACUUGCAACAGCCUCAGAAAGCAAAAUUAUACAACUGUGGGAUUGUGAAACUAAUGUAUGUCUAUUGACCCUGAGAACAUAUGCCAGUGUAGCCUCAAUCAGAUUUGAUCAAAGCUGGAUAAUAGUGUCGUCUUACCUUGGUCACCUUGUAUCUUGGGACAUGGUUACAGGUCAGAGAACAGUGGAAUAUCAGCGGCAUGUUGGUGCAGUUUUCACAUUUGAUUACUCUAAAGACUUAGGUGUCUUGGUCAGUGGCUCAAGUGAUACAAAGAUUAAGUUCUGGUCAUUAAAAAGAGGAACACUUCUCACAACUUUACAAGAACACACGUCAUGGGUUUUGAAAGUCUUGCUUUGUUCAUUUCCAAGGUUAGACAACAGUGACAAUCGGCGUCAUCUCAUGUUUAGUAUGGACAAGAGUAAAGUUCGUGUCUGGGCUGUGAGUCUAGGCUUUGUGUGGAAAGAACCUGAAGGAUUGUAUAUCACUUCUCUGUAUAGUAUUCCACUUCAUAUGGAUGGUAUGAAUUUAUUUAUACCAGGUUUGCACUUUGACAACGCCUUCCUGUAUUUUGUUAAACAGGACCCUCAUCUACGUGGUCAUUCCUUGUUGUGUAAGUGGAAUGUGAGGUUGGGGAAAAUGGCAAGAGAGAUCAGACUUAAUGUAAAAAUUAAAGCCUUACUUGGAAUUGGAAAAAGAUAUGCUGCUGUAGUUGCACAUUUGAAUAAUUUUGGAAGCUCAAACUUUUUUGCAUUUGACAUGAACAAUUUGGAUCUGGUUGCAGUGUCAAAUCUGCCCUGUUCAAGACCGUCAACAACAGACUGCUCCCAGCUAAUUUUAGGUGAGAGGGACUGGUUGAAUGGCUUGGAUGGCAAGAAUGAUAAAGGAGUGUUGCUUGCUGCUGGAGUUGAAGAUAAUACAGUGCAUAUCAUUAAAUGGUUACCAAGAAGGCCACUUUUUUCAGACUCGAAUAAUUCAUGAUAAUCCUUUGUGAGGGUUGAAACUGAUGUAACAAGUGCCACAUUGUUGUGUUUGAACUAUGCCUGUUGUAUGAUAGUAUAUUUAAUGUAUGUGACCAAGAAUUUAGUUUGUUAAAUCUUCUAUGUUGUAAUUUUGAAUAUUUUUUGUAUUAGUUUUUAUAAGAAGAUCUUCUGUAACUGGAUCACUAGUGUACAGCCUUUGAUUCAUGUACAAUGUAUUAUUGAUGGCCAGUUGUAUUUUAAAGUUGAGAGUUAAGUAUAUUGAGUCUCAACUUUCACAGUUGUUUUUCCUGUUUAUAUUAAGGCAGUGUUUACAGACUCUGAACUUACCUUCUCUUUGAUCAUAGUAGAUUUUUAGAAAAGCCUCUAGAGGUGCACUUCAAAUACUUUAAUAAAUAGUUUGUAGUAGUUUAAUUACACUCAUUAAAUGCUCACUAGUAUCAAUAAUUAUAGGAUUGUCACUACAAACUAACACAUUUCAGAAUAUUCUAUACUUCCACAUAUCUUGGUAAACUGUCCUCCUUGACUAUCUGCCAACCCUCUUGUAGUAGAUCCUAUAUAUACUCUAGAACACUCGACAUUUAUACAUGUAGAUAAUGUUUGAGCAGUUUGGUUCACUUAUUCUAUAUAUAAACACAAAAUAGUUCCUUAUUCUGAUGGUGGGAUUAAGGAUAACUUUAAAGUUCUAUUUGCAGAUAAAUGUUGCACAGCAAAGUUUAAAGUUGUUUCUUAAUUUUAAGGUAUUUUUGCUUCUUUGGUACAUUAUAUAUACCUACUCGUUAGGGGUAAAAACUUUCUUGAUGUACUUGUUGAUUAUGCUAGUUAACACUUUCAUUGGAAAAUCAUUCUUGUUUAAAUAACAUUUAAUGUUAUUUAAUCUUUUUUUUAAAUAGUUUUAUAUUACUGGUAAGUAUAUGAGUUCUGUAUACCAAAAUUUUAUCAGAUUUUCUUUGGUAUAAAACUAUUAUAGUUACUAGAUGUACUUCUGUAGAGUCACUGAAAGUGUUC
Molecule: messenger RNA, 2700 nt
Organism: Limulus polyphemus (Atlantic horseshoe crab)
Lineage: Eukaryota; Metazoa; Arthropoda; Merostomata; Xiphosura; Limulidae
Product: F-box/WD repeat-containing protein 2-like
Exons: 5
Coding region: 464-1693 (409 amino acids)
Molecular function (GO): protein binding
Source: RefSeq, a predicted model, not a curated record